Nilaparvata lugens (brown planthopper) is the source of this 2119-nucleotide messenger RNA. RefSeq lists its product as uncharacterized. NCBI's taxonomy places the organism in Eukaryota, Metazoa, Arthropoda, Insecta, Hemiptera, Delphacidae. The transcript has 4 exons. The record is from RefSeq and is a predicted model, not a curated record. Bases 227 to 727 code for a protein of 166 amino acids.
AAAAGCUUGAUCUCACAGUCUCUCUUUCACAAUUCUACUUAUUGUUUACAAUCGCUUUUUCCACAGUUCUUUUCUACAAUAUUAAACCCCUCAAAUCAAUGUCAAGCUGCGUACAGACUUAGUGCCAGAGGAGCCCGGUUCACAGAGCGGCAAAGGUUUCUUCCAGAGCUACUCUUCAAACGAACGUCAGCCGUUGACGGCAACCACAUACGGCCCGCCGAAACCAAUGCCUUAUCGCAACUCGCAUCCGUCAUCGAUAGCGACGGCGACCGCAGCGCCGCGACGACCCGCACCCGUCUACAGGCAUCGCGGGGUCGUGCUGCCUGCCAAACUCACGCUACCCUACGGCCAGUCGCAGCCGCAAGGAUCACUGGAUGUCAAGUACGCGCAACCCCAAACUGAUUUCAGAAAAUUCUACAAGAAAGCACCAGAAGUGUCAGUGGUUCGCAAACCCUCUAGUCCAUACAAAUUUGUCCAGUCCAGCAUCACGGACAGUGGCUCAAAAUUUACAACCUCUCCAUACAAGGACGACUACACAAAAAGCUACAAGACAAAGCAGACGUCCAGCAGUCCCUACAAGAGCAGCCAUACAUCAGACAGUUCCAAUGAGAAUUACAACGGAUUCAGCUCUCAGGAAACUGACCCACUUCCUGACCCUUUCUCCAAGAGUUCUACGAUGUCUACUACAAAGCCAAAGAAAAUAGAUACCAGCAACAGCUUCAGGUAACAAAACCAACCACCUCUCCUCCGAGAAACCUAGCCAAAUACUACAAGAAACCAGUAAACCACUUCUCGGCCAAACCUGCCUCCAACUCUCCUACAAGAGCACACCAGGAAAGGUGUUCAGCGACUCUCUCGACUACACAAGACCCGACUUCUACAAGAACCCCUCGUCGUCCCACUUUGGUUCCUCAUCUCCAUCAUCGUCCCACUUUGGCUCCACGACGUCGUUCUACGGCGGUGCAGCCUCAGGGCUGGCUCCUGUCUCCACCAAACUCGGCUCUUCUGAAUGGACUCCGAUUAACGCUCCAGCUGGAGCCGUUCCGGCCAGGUCCUUUGACAUUUCUCCGCCCGAUUUAUCCAGAUCUUAUCCACAACAAUCUCAAUAUUCACAACAUCCCCAGCACACAUAUCAACCAAGGCAUGAUUUUGCACAGUCGACAAAUACAAUUAAUUACAGAACAGGCGCCAGUUCCGAGGGUAUUGUCUCGGCCGAUGUUAUGGUAAAACAAUGAAUCAACCCUGAUCAGAUCUGUCAUUUCCAAAAUCUGUACCGGUAAUUAUUAGGAAACAUUAUUUUGUUUCUUCUCCACUAGCUACUGCUCAAACCAAUAAGUUGCGUACAAAAUUAUGCGCCCAACAAAAGAAAUUGUAGUUAGAAGAAUGUAAACAUUGAUUUCAAGGACUGUCUUCAAUAGAUCAUGAAAUCAACGAGUGUUUUUACAAUUCAGUGGCCAGUUCUCAUUAGGUGCGUUCAGUUUCAAGCACCCAGAGCACACGCAUUUUACUUUUCAUCAGAUGAUUAUAUCUGUAUUUGUAAAGGAACAAUUGAAUACAGAUAUAGUAAGCAUAGCAUGGUCUGAUAAUAAGUGAAAUGUGCGUAUUCGUGGCACUUGAGUAUCUAUGCACCUCCUCGAUGAGAAUCGACAACUAAAUUGUUAAACCUUCGUUGAUUUUAUGAUCUAUUGAAGACACUCAUUGGAAUUCAAGUUGAGAUUCUUCCUACUACAAUUUCUUCUGUUGUUGAUAUUCUAGAAUGAGAGAUGAGUGGCUAGUAGAAGUCACACCCUUGAUCGCAAUCGUAUACAAGAAUCAUCAUAAUCUUUCUCUUGUAUAGUUAUUUCUCUGAUUGAUCUCCAAUGAUAACCAAUAAUUUUCAUGAGAAAUAAUAUCAACUGAUUCAGAUAAUUCAUUUCAAUGGAGAGGAUUCAUGAGACGUCACAAAGGAUUCCUUUAUCAUGAUCCAAAUCUGAUGUUUGUUACCGUGAUUUAAUUAGAAUAAUUUAUUGUAACAAUAAACUAUUCCUACGUAAUAAUAUUCUCGACAUAUUCAUAAUACUUGUAAGAAAUGAAAAAAUGGAAAAUUUGUAUAAUUUUAAUCCAUAGAAUAAAUUUAAAG